GACCCGUGAGAGAGCUCCCCUUUUUUCCUGAGCGUUCACAGUGGCGAGAGAGAAGAGAGGGAGGGAGAGGCGGAGACCGGGAGGAGAUGCAUCGAGCUCUGCUUUUCCGCCAUUUCAGGGGAAGAACUCUCGGGGCUUUGGAUGGCGUUGCCCAUGGAAGAACCGCCAUCAGUCGCCAAAUCGAACCAGCGGCUUAUAUAGCUUCAUCAGUCUCUUCAAGCAAGCAAUUUUCAACAGCAUCUCGACAUAACGUAUCUGCAAGCACUUCUCCACCUGAGAAGCCUCCGAGCUCAGGAAGCGGAGCAUUAAUUCUUGGUAGUGCUGCUGUUGCUGCUGUUUUUUUAGCAGCUCAUCAAGCUGGCUAUAUAGAAUUACCUGGUAAAAGUAAAGUUCAUAAGUCACCUGACUUAGCCAUUCCUGGCACUACAAACCAAAAACCUGAAGAUGUGGAAAAUGGGGUAGAAAACCUACUCAUACCAGAGCGUGGUGAGGACACAGAUUUGGUUUCUCAUGAGAAACGGGAGAAUGUUGCAGUCCAAGGUACUGAUGAAGAGCCUGAAGUUACUGAGGCAGUCAUCACAAGUACAAAUCAUACGCAUGGGAGCAGUUACGAAGGUGAAAGUCAACAAAAAGAAGGCACAAGCAUUCAAUUUUCAGAAAGCUUGCCUGAUACAUGGAAACAAACUUCUUCUGAAGAUGAUCUAUUGCUGAAAAAUAAGGUUCCUGCACAGAGCCCAUCUCAAGAAGGCACCUCUGAUAUCUUUAAGCAUGAAAAUGAAGCCAGUCAAGAAGACCUUAAUGUUGAAGUUGAACAUGAAGCCAAAGAGAAUUCUCAGGUGCAUGAAAGUGUGCUUCAAUCCGAAGAGCCAGUUUUGCCCCAAGGUAGAGAAGACGAAUCAACUCACAGAAGUCUGGAAGAUUCUCUUUCUGAUGACUACCUUCUUCAGGAUGAGAGCUCUAAGCUCCCCUUUCCAGGGAACCAUAACCAGGAGGUGGAAGUUCCUCUACACGAUCCCAAUAAAGAUGCUUCUAAAGAUGAAAAGCUAGUAGUAGACUUGAUAGAAGCCAUUCAUGCUGCUGAAAGAAAGCAAGCUGAAUCAGAUGCUAACAUAUUUUCUGAAGAAAAGCGACUGUUGGAGGAGAAGUAUAAAAGAGAACUAAAGGAUGCUUGGGCAAGGGAACUUAUGUAUGCUGAAGAGGCUGCAAGCUUAAAUAAGGAGCUGAACAAAGAAAGGGUAAAGUCAUCUGCUUCAAUCAAGUUGCUUGAGGAGAAGGCAGAGGAGAAGCUAAAGGUUGAAUUACAGCGAAAGGAAGAAGAAGCAGAAUUGGAGUUGAAAAAAGCGAAGGAGCUUGCAAAAGCAGAAAUAGCAGCAGCAAUUGCAAGUGAGAAGUCAUCCCAGCUAGAGAAACUGGCUGAGGCCAAUCUUCAUAUUAAUGCUUUAUGCAUGGCAUUUUAUGCCCGAUCAGAAGAGGCACGCCAAAGUCACUCUGUUCACAAGCUUGUCUUGGGAAUUCUUGCUUUAGAAGAUGCGUUAGCAAAAGGCCUUCCAAUUGGGAAAGAGAUAUCUUCUCUGCAGACUUCUGUAGAUGGCAUUGACAGAGACUCGUUUCUAGAUCUGGUGCUUUCAUCGCUUCCAGAUGAGACAUUGAAGCUUGGUACAUAUACACACUUGCAACUAAAUCAAAAGUUUGAAGCAUCGAAAAGAACACUGCAGCAUCUUGCACUUAUACCAGCUGGUGGUGGUGGUUUGCUAGCACAUUCCUUAGCUUUUGUCGCAUCUUUUCUUAAGGUGAGAGAAGAUACUGAAUCAGGAAAAGGUAUUGAAUCUGUAAUUAGUCAAGUGGAGAGAUUUUUAGCAGAAGGGAGACUUGCUGAAGCAGCGGAGGCAUUGGAGCUUGGUGUGUCUGGUAGCCAGGCAGAGGGGCUUGCAUCUGAGUGGGUAAAGUUGGCAAGAAACAGGGCAAUAACAGAGCAAGCACUUUCAUUGCUCCAAUCAUAUGCUACCGCUGUCAGUUCUACUUAAAUCUUGAAAUCUGAUGUGGGAAUGUUGCCAUGUACACUGUCAUUCUGUGAGCACCAUCCCUUUUCACCUAAUUCUUUUUGCUGUCUUUGUACCUUGAGGGAGAUUCCCCUCACACGAAUCUUGUCAAUUUUGCACCUUUGGCCUUUAAACUGCUUUGGAGGUGGAAAAAUCCAGCUGCAGGUACUCCUGCUUUUUUUGGUCAUUGUGUCCACACAUUCCAAUUAGCCACUCAUGUGUGCGAUAGAAAUACAAAUGAUUUUGAUGUCGAGAGAAACUUGUAAUAAUGUACUUGCAUGGGAAAAAGGAAAUGGGCUCUUCAACAUGGGGAAUGAAACGGAGGCCUUUUGUUAUGUACUUUAUGUUAAAAGGAGGAAUAUGUGGAUGAAUAAAAUUCUUGCUGACCUUGAUGCUUC
Molecule: messenger RNA, 2437 nt
Organism: Nymphaea colorata (pocket water lily)
Lineage: Eukaryota; Viridiplantae; Streptophyta; Magnoliopsida; Nymphaeales; Nymphaeaceae
Exons: 11
Coding region: 87-2024 (645 amino acids)
Biological process (GO): cristae formation
Cellular component (GO): MICOS complex
Source: RefSeq, a predicted model, not a curated record